UUGCAGUCCACAGCAAACAUUCCGUCAACAUCCGCUCUGCCGGUAACGUCUACGCUACCAUCUACUCCUUCACGCAAACGUGUUUUCCCAUUACCAUCCUCAAAUCACACGGAAAAUCAGCCAUCGAUUAAUCUUGAUACACCCAGAAAACAAAAGUUACGUCGAAUAAUCGAGACAAAUAAGGGUGUAAUUACAAGCCAGCGUUUGAUGAUUAAGAGAUUGCAAUCUAAAACACGGCGAUAUAAGAAAAUAAAUCUAGAACUAAAACACAUGCUAAAGAAUUUAGAGAACAAGCGCCUAAUAACUGGAGAUCAGGCUAUGUCUUUAGAAAACAUGAAUUUGACCACACAAGAUUUGAUUGGCAGAUAUAACCUAACAUUAUAA
Parnassius mnemosyne (clouded apollo) is the source of this 384-nucleotide messenger RNA. NCBI's taxonomy places the organism in Eukaryota, Metazoa, Arthropoda, Insecta, Lepidoptera, Papilionidae. The record is from the annotation of a GenBank genome assembly.